AUGGUCCAGUCCGCUAUUCUCGGUUUCCCCCGCAUGGGUGUCAACCGUGACCUGAAGAAGGCCACCGAAGCUUACUGGGGUGGAAAGCUCUCUCAGGCUGACCUCCUUGCCGAGGCCAAGCGUCUGCGUCUUGCGCACUGGAAGAUUCAGAAGGAUGCCGGCGUCAGCUCCAUCCCCAGCAACGACUUCGCCCUCUACGACCAGGUCCUCCACCAGAUCCAGGACUUUGGUGCUGUUCCUGAGCGCUACACCAAGGAUGGCCUUGACCCCAUUGACCAGUACUUCGCCAUGGGCCGUGGUCACCAGAAGGGCGGCGUUGACGUCCCCUCCCUGGAGAUGGUCAAGUGGUUCGACUCCAACUACCACUACGUGAAGCCUACCCUGCAGGACAACCAGACCUUCAAGCUUGUUGACAGCCCCAAGGCUGUUGUCGAGUUCAAGGAGGCCAAGGAGGCUGGCAUUGAGACCCGCCCUGUUCUCGUCGGCCCUGUCACCUUCCUCCACCUCGGCAAGGCUGACCGUAACCAGUCGGUCGACCCCAUUGACCUGCUUGACAAGCUUCUGCCUGUUUACGAGGAGUACCUCACUCAGCUCAAGGCCGCCGGUGCCGAGGUCGUCCAGAUCGACGAGCCCGUCCUCGUCUUUGACCUGCCCGCCAAGACCAAGGCUGCUUUCAAGCCCACCUACGAAAAGUUCGCCAGCCUUGGCGACAAGAUCCCCAAGCUCGUCUUCACCACCUACUUCGGUGACAUUGUCCACAACCUCGACCUCGUCCCCAAGGACAUCUAUGCUGUCCAUGUUGACCUUGUCCGCAACCCUGAGCAGCUCGAGACCGUUAUCGGUGCUCUCGGCCCCAAGACUAUCCUCUCUGCCGGUGUCGUCGACGGCCGUAACAUCUGGAAGACCAACCUUAAGCGUGCCAUCGAGAUUGUUGAGUCUGCUAUCCAGAAGCUUGGCAAGGACCGUGUCAUUGCCGCCACCUCCUCUUCCCUCCUCCACACCCCCCACACACUCGCUUCCGAGAAGAAGCUCGACGCCGAGGUCGCUGACUGGUUCUCGUUCGCCUCUGAGAAGGCCGUUGAGAUUGCCCUGAUCGCCAAGGCCGUCACCGAGGGCCCCGCCUCCGUCAAGGAGCAGCUCGAGGCCAACGCCAAGUCCAUGCAGGCUCGUGCUUCUUCGGCCCGCACCAACAACCCUCAGGUCAAGGAGCGCCAGUCCAAGAUCACUCCCCAGGACUACAGCCGCAAGGCUGAGUUCCCCGUCCGUAUUGGCGAGCAGGAGAAGAAGCUCAACCUUCCUCUCUUCCCCACCACUACCAUCGGUUCUUUCCCCCAGACCAAGGAGAUUCGCCAGCAGCGCCAGCGUCUCACCAAGGGCGAGAUUACUGAGGCUGAGUACGACAAGUUCAUCGAGAAGGAGAUUGAUGACAACGUCCGCAUUCAGAAGGAGCUUGGCCUUGAUGUCUACGUUCACGGCGAGCCUGAGCGUAACGACAUGGUCCAGUACUUCGGUGAGCGCCUCGACGGCUAUGCUUUCACCACCCACGCCUGGGUUCAGUCCUACGGUUCUCGCUGCGUCCGUCCCCCCAUCAUUGUCGGUGACAUCUCUCGCCCUGCCCCCAUGACUGUCAAGGAGUCCAAGUACGCCGUCUCCGUCUCUGACAAGCCCAUGAAGGGUAUGCUUACUGGCCCCGUCACCUGCCUCCGAUGGUCGUUCCCCCGUGACGAUGUCCAUCAGUCCGUCCAGGCUGAGCAGCUCGCUCUUGCCCUCCGUGAUGAAGUCGUCGACCUCGAGAAGGCCGGCGUCGACGUCAUCCAGGUCGACGAGCCCGCUCUCCGUGAGGGUCUCCCCCUCCGCUCUGGCAAGGAGCGUGACGCUUACCUCGCCUGGGCUGUCAACGCCUUCAAGCUGUCCACUGCCGGUGUCGAGAACGCCACCCAGAUCCACUCCCACUUCUGCUACUCGGAGUUCCAGGACUUCUUCCACGCCAUUGCUGCCCUCGAUGCCGAUGUCCUCUCCAUCGAGAACAGCAAGUCCGAUGCCAAGCUCCUCCGCGUCUUCGUCGACUCUGCCUACCCUCGCCACAUCGGACCUGGUGUCUAUGACAUCCACUCUCCCCGUGUUCCCAGUGAGCAGGAGAUCAAGGACCGUAUCCAGGAGAUGCUCCAGUUCCUCAAGCCCGAGCAGCUGUGGAUCGACCCUGACUGCGGUCUCAAGACCCGUCAGUGGAAGGAGACCAAGGAGGCCCUGGCCAACAUGGUUAGCGCCGCCAAGGCUUUCCGUGCCCAGCACGCCAAAUAA
Messenger RNA from Cordyceps fumosorosea ARSEF 2679, 2301 nucleotides. Its product is annotated as 5-methyltetrahydropteroyltriglutamate-homocysteine methyltransferase. The transcript is spliced from 2 exons. Lineage: Eukaryota; Fungi; Ascomycota; Sordariomycetes; Hypocreales; Cordycipitaceae. Bases 1 to 2301 code for a protein of 766 amino acids. Gene Ontology annotation, molecular function: 5-methyltetrahydropteroyltriglutamate-homocysteine S-methyltransferase activity; zinc ion binding. The record is from RefSeq and is a predicted model, not a curated record.